CUACUAGAGAAGUCGGACCUUCAUGCGGUACUGGCUGAUAAGCUUCAAGCAGAAAAAUAUGACAUGCAGAGCAGACAUGAGAUCAGUCCAGGACAUGAUGGCACAUGGAAUGAUGCUCAGUUGCAGGAACUGGCACAGCUGAAGAUAAAGCAUCAAGAGGAGCUGACAGAGCUGCAUAAGAAACGUGGCGAGCUGGCCCAGUCUGUAAUUGAUCUGAAUAACCAAAUGCAGCAGAAGGACAAAGAGAUGCAGAUGAAUGAAGCAAAGAUUGCAGAGUAUUUGCAAAAGAUCUCUGAACUGGAAACGGAGUGCCAGGAAUUGCGUAGCAAACUGCAAGAUCUUGAGCGAGCUAAUCAGACGCUAAAAGAUGAAUAUGAUGCUCUCCAGAUCACCUUCAAUGCCUUGGAGGAGAAACUGAGGAAAACUACUGAAGACAACCAGGAGCUGGUCUCGCGUUGGAUGGCAGAGAAAGCACAAGAAGCCAAUCGUUUAAAUGCAGAAAAUGAAAAGGAUUCAAGGAGAAGACAAGCCAGGCUGCAGAAGGAGCUAGCAGAAGCUGCCAAAGAACCCCUGCCUGUUGAACCGGAUGAUGAUAUUGAAGUACUUGCAGAUGAAACCUCUGACACAGCUGAGGAGACAUCUCCAGUGCGAACUGUCAGCCGAACUUCCAGUAAGCGACUCUCCCAGCCAGCUGGAGGCCUUCUGGACUCUAUCACUAAUAUCUUUGGUCUGUCUGAGUCUCCCCUUUUGGGACAUCAAUCUUCUGAUGCUGCCAGGAGGCGUUCUUUGUCCUCGUUCCCUGCUCCCCAGGACAAUGUAGAGCCACAUCCAGGUGCCAGUAAAGAAGUGAGAGUGCCCACUACUGCCAUAUGCGUCUUUGAUGCACAUGAUGGGGAGGUGAAUGCGGUGCAGUUCAGUCCUGGCUCCCGGUUACUAGCAACAGGAGGCAUGGACCGGAGGGUUAAGCUUUGGGAAGUCUUGGGAGAUAGGUGUGAGCCCAAGGGUUCCCUCUCUGGUAGUAAUGCUGGGAUUACAAGCAUAGAAUUUGAUAGUGCUGGUUCUUACCUCUUAGCAGCUUCAAAUGACUUUGCCAGCAGAAUCUGGACAGUUGAUGACAAUCGAUUACGGCACACCCUGACAGGUCACAGCGGUAAAGUUCUGUCAGCCAAGUUCUUGCUGGACAAUGCACGCAUUGUUUCGGGAAGUCACGACCGGACCCUCAAGCUCUGGGACCUCCGCAGCAAAGUUUGUAUAAAAACAGUGUUUGCAGGAUCUAGUUGCAAUGACAUCGUAUGUACUGAGCAAUGUGUAAUGAGUGGACAUUUUGAUAAGAAAAUUCGUUUCUGGGACAUCAGGUAA
This is a messenger RNA of Pelecanus crispus (Dalmatian pelican), 1359 nucleotides long. The record is from RefSeq and is a predicted model, not a curated record. Lineage: Eukaryota; Metazoa; Chordata; Aves; Pelecaniformes; Pelecanidae.